This is a messenger RNA of Endocarpon pusillum Z07020, 2745 nucleotides long. RefSeq lists its product as uncharacterized. Gene Ontology annotation, biological process: regulation of DNA-templated transcription; DNA-templated transcription. The transcript has 4 exons. NCBI's taxonomy places the organism in Eukaryota, Fungi, Ascomycota, Eurotiomycetes, Verrucariales, Verrucariaceae. The record is from RefSeq and is a predicted model, not a curated record. Gene Ontology annotation, molecular function: DNA binding; zinc ion binding; DNA-binding transcription factor activity, RNA polymerase II-specific. Bases 1 to 2745 code for a protein of 914 amino acids.
AUGUCGGAGCAAAGCUCUAGGAAAGAUUCUGACGAAUCUGGACAACGACAUUCUUCUAACCGUCAGCCGUCCGAAGGCGCCUCGCAGACCUCAAAUGAACCAAACCAACCCUCAGAACCUGCUCGUCACUCCUCCGGUCUCCUUUCACAGCCACCCGCUGGCCCGGCGUUUCGUGUGCCCAAGUCUCCGAUGGAUCGUCCACCAGCGAAGGCGCCCAAGGUGGCAAUACCAAGGUUACCAAACAAAGGGGAUUCAGCAGCUGGAGGUGGCAUAAAGUCGGGUGGUCGACAUCGGGUAAUGCAUGCUUGCGAGCCGUGCAGAUCACGGAAGACGAAGUGCUCAGGAGAAAAGCCUGCUUGCAGGCACUGUCAGGAUUUCAAAGUCAAUUGUGUCUAUGCAGAUGGAAAGAGAGAUAGGGCCAAAAAAGCUUUUGGGAGCCUAGCAGAGAAGUUCGCUGAUUUUGAAGCCACGUUGAAAGACUUGAGCUCCAGGGUUUGCGAAGAAGAUGCCAUUUUGAUCAAGACACUUCUCGAUAAGGAUGUCGUCUCCACCUAUGGUGAUUCGCCGGGUGCUCGUGACGCGUCGCGAGAAGUUGACGGUGUGUCUGAAGCUUCUGGGGAAGAAUCGGACGCUUCUGCCGGGGUAGGCUCUACAGGUGCUGUGGACAGGAUUGAGGAAGACUUCAACCGUAAUGAAGAAGCUCGUACAACAGGCUUCAUGGGCAAAAACUCGGAAGUCACCUGGCUUCAAAAAUUGCGACAAGAGACUAAAUUCGGUUCCCCGACAGACCGUGAUUCGGAGACAGAGUUUAGGAAGAAAACAGGAGGUGCAUCCCCACUCUUUUCACAUUACUCGCCCGCAAGCGAACAUAGAAAAACCAUGCCUGACGCCUGUGAAGGGUUUUCCGUACAUGAUUCGAGCUAUCACCUCGAUGAUUUUUCGAUAUCCAUGCCGGAAGCGAUCGACCGGUUUGAGAUCCCUCCUCGAGAGACCGCGGAUCUGCUCUUCAACGCUUACCUUGAAUCGGUUCACCCCACAUUUCCUAUCAUCGGCAAGAUAACCUUUUCUUCUCAGUAUAGGAAGUUCAUGGAGGGUACCUCUGUCAGUCCCGGUGAGAGAUGGCUUGCCAUCUUGAACAUGAUAUUCGCGAUAGGGGCAAAGUAUGCCCACCUGGUUCAAGCGGGCUGGAGAGGAGAUGAGCGGGACCACCUUCUUUACUUCUCCCGGGCCAGGUUGCUGAGCAUGAACGGCAACACCUUGUUCAACCAUCCAGACCUCCAGCAAGUCCAGGUUUCGGGAUUGAUAGCAUUUUAUCUUGUGGCUACAAGCCAGAUAAAUAGGGCAUGGACAAUCGGUGGCACUGCUGUACGUGCGGCCAUCGCGCUUGGGCUCAACAUGCGAAAUGAGUCAGUUCGAACACCUGACACAUCCAAAGAAAUUAGAUAUCGCGUCUGGUGGUCCCUCUACGGCUUAGAACACCUACUGAGUAUGAUGACCGGCCGUCCUACGGGUCUCUCUGAUGAGGCGUGCACCACUCCUCUUCCCGCUCCAGUGGACGAAGACGCUUUUCAGAGCCAGCAGGCUCUGAGCUUGUUAUGUUCCGACAUGCAAAGGAAUGCCAGGUAUCCGGGAUUACUCUACCGAUCACCAAACACUUCUGGUACAACCACCUCGUUGCCAGACAGAUCCCGUUCAAGUUCGAAACCAAGCAGCGUCUCAAGAUCGCCCUCUGCCCCGCAGCAUUUCGACCUCGAGUGGGCGAGGAAUGUGCCGCCCAGUACAUCUUUGUACUUUCUUCAUCAUAUCCUGUUGACCAAGAUUUCUCAAUCUGCUCUCAACAAGCUCUAUACGCCUGAAGCGAUGCAAACGAGUUGGUCACAAAUUCAAACGGUUAUCUCUGACCACGAUCGGAGGAUCGCCCAGUGGCAUAGUAAUCUGCCCAGUAUACUCGAUUUCAAGCGAAAGCAACGCGACCAGAAUUAUCUUCACCUGCGUAUGUGUCUAGGUUUCCUCUAUUAUGGCACUCGGAUUAUUGUGCAUCGUCCUUGUCUAUGCCGAUUGGACCGCAAAUUGCCGAACCAGUCGGCUAAAUCCCAAAGCUUCAACCGUGCCUCGGCAGCUAGCUGCAUCGAGGCCGCACGCGAGAUGCUGCAAAUGCUCCCGGAGGAGCCGAAUGCAGUAGGUCUCAAUCGGAUCGGCCCAUGGUGUUGCCUACUCCACUAUCUCAUGCAAGCCACGGUUGUUCUCUUGUUGGAAUUGUCUCUUCGUUCCUGCCAUAUGCCGGAAGAUGCCGAAGACAUAUUCGGGGCCACCAAAAAAGCAGUGCGAUGGCUGUACAGUCUGGGCGAAGACAGCUACAGUGCCCGGAGGGCUUGGGCUCUUUGCAACGAAAUGUUUCGAGAAGCUGCGCCCAAGAUCGGCAGAGAAGUGGACAACCUUCCGGAGCAGCCGCCCGGCCCUCUCGAUCAACCUUCUUACAGUAAUCCUCGCAGUGCAGAAUCGGAGCACUCGCCGGCAAUGGGCGGUCCUAUGCUGAUGCCAAAUAUACUCCAAUCUGGGGAGAACUUUACCGUGACGCAGUCGGACCUAGCGAACAUGGCGGCGUUCGCUGGCUACGAUGAAUAUAUCUUAUACCCUGGGGGUGAACGAUCAACGUCCUUUUUCCCGACUGCCGCCGAGAUGGAGUUCAUCUAUAGUGAACCACCCCAGCAAGACGGCGAUACUGAUCACUGCGAUGGUGUAUGA